AUGGCUGAUCGAUCCAGCAGCGACACGAAAGCCAGCAGCCGCGCAACAGAAAUACAAAAUGUCGAUGAUGACGGCAGCGACGCCGAGCGAUCCAAGUCGGACAGUUCAAACAGCGACGAGGGCAAUAGCAGCGGGGAGGGCAAUAGCAGCGGGGAUGAAGGCAAUAGCAGCGAGACGGGCAGUUCGCAGCGAUUCUGGGCAACACGAUCUCCAUCGCAAUUGCCGGUGCCUGGAGCGAACAACGAUCGCAUAGCCAAAAUGCUGGUGCGGCAGAACUCAAUGGGAUUCGGCAAGGCACUGCCACCAGGGAUGGGCAGUCUCCUCCCGGGGAUGAGUCUGCCGCCGGAAAUCUCGGGGACGAUGGGACGGGAUGUGCAGAGCCGGAUGCUGUUUGUAUCGUUGCUGGAAAACUACUGCCGCACGUACGACGACGACCCUCUGCGUAACCGGCGGCUGUUUUUCACAAUCUGCCGUACGCUGUACUCAAUGGGGAUUAUUGGCAAAGAGUAUGUUGAUGAGGUUGCGUCAGUCAGAGCUACCUAUUCUGACGCAUUCCGGCAGCUGGUGGUGAAGGCGCAGGAGUCGCUGGCAUCGUAUGAGCAGCGGGACAUUGAGACAGGAAUCCGGUCGCUGACCACUGGGCUGGGCGACGAUGAUGACGAUUCGUUUGCAUUUGACAUUUCGCUAACCAACGAUGACGACAACAGCGGACGACGAUGA
Molecule: messenger RNA, 720 nt
Organism: Linderina pennispora
Lineage: Eukaryota; Fungi; Kickxellomycota; Kickxellomycetes; Kickxellales; Kickxellaceae
Exons: 3
Coding region: 1-720 (239 amino acids)
Source: RefSeq, a predicted model, not a curated record